This is a messenger RNA of Papilio polytes (common Mormon), 1751 nucleotides long. RefSeq lists its product as uncharacterized. The record is from RefSeq and is a predicted model, not a curated record. The coding region runs from base 410 to 1717 and encodes 435 amino acids. The transcript is spliced from 6 exons. Gene Ontology annotation, cellular component: extracellular matrix. Lineage: Eukaryota; Metazoa; Arthropoda; Insecta; Lepidoptera; Papilionidae.
UCAAUUUACCUUGGUAAUCACUGUGUUUUUUAAAUAGAUUUCUUAUUACUAAGCUAUUGCAAUUUUUUUUAAAUUAUCGAUGUUAAAAUUGGUGCGUCCCUAUUCUAUAAAAUGCAAAUCCCGCCGUAUUCACACGCGAGCGCGGCAAAACAAUGACGUUGCCAUGACAACGGACAAUAUGGCCGCCGCUAUCUGUGACAGGCGCGUUCACACAGAAGACAAUGAUGCAAUCAAGAUAGCAAAUAUUGCGUGUGUUGUUUGUGCUUUUUUUUAAAAACCGUUUAAUUUUACGGUCAUUGUUUUUAUUGAUAUUUUUUUUUAUUUCUAUGCAUGCAGCGUUUGGAGUGAGGUUUCUAAAACGUUAUCAUGUUAGAACCCUCCUCCGCCAAUUUAAGGGACCCCAUUUACAAUGAAGGCCUUCGUAUUUCUCGUAUUAUUAGAAGCGGUGAGAGCACAAGAACCUUCCAAUGCGUCAUACCUCGCAGAAGAAUCUAGACAGUAUUUGGACAGACUUAAUAAACUUUUAGGUCCAGUACCAACCAGGAAAGGUCCCGUUCUCUUCCCACCGUCACCGCCAGACCCAACAACGAAGCCUGCGCCUACAUCAAAAUCUGAAGCCUCCAUAAAUAGCUUCGAGCCUUACUUCGCGAGACUGACACAAUACAAACCUGUCACUUUAGCAACUUUGUCACCAGACACUUUAGCACCUAGAAUUGGUGAUGUGGACGAUUAUGUUUAUGACCAAGCACCUUAUACAGAUAUCGAAAGGAAAUCUAUUGGAAACAACUUUGGUGGCUACAAUGAAUUUGAGACAAGAACUGUUUUACCACCAAUAUACAAGGCUUUAGCUCAAAAUAUUCAGACAACCCAACCGUCCUACCCUGUCUACAAUUAUCAGUCUAAAAUACAAGUAAACCAAAACGACUACAGUGAUAUAUCUGAUGAAGGAAAGAAUUCAGAUAACGAAAAGGACAAAAGCUAUGCGUUUUCCUACACAGUGAAAGAUCAAAAAACGGGUGACGAUUUCUCUCAUUCCCAACAAAGAAGUGGUUCUGCUACCAAUGGCGAGUAUCGUGUGAAACUACCUGAUGGUCGAAUACAAAUAGUUUCUUACACAGCUGAUGAAAACGGUUACAAAGCUGACGUCAGAUAUGACAUAGAUGACGUAAACAGCGUUGAAUAUGAUAAUCAAAAUGCUAAUAAUAGGAAAGAUUACAACGAUUAUAACGCACCAAUUACUAAAGAAAUAACCAAAACAACAAAUAAAUUGGACUACAACACUCUAAAAGACUACAAAGCUCCUAAACCAGAUUAUACUGAUAUUUCAAAAGAAUAUUAUAACGAUUAUUCAGCAGAAUUUGAUAAUAAAAAAUAUGAACCACAUCAAAGUAAAUUUGCAGUACUAUUUGAAGAAAAUUCAUUGAAAGAUUUCAAUCCAUAUUUGACGACAGUGAAACCGAAUCUUGACCUUGAAGAUGUUUUAUCGAAAGCUUUGCCUAAUGUCCAGCCUACAUUUAAUUAUUAUCCUAAAGAAAGUACAGAAAACGUUGUAUUAAUAGGUAACAGUUUUAAAAGUAAUCCGUCAAAUUUUAUUACUUCGACUCCUAGAAACUAUUUAGUGUCAACGAUAGCUAAUCUUAGAGAUAGAAUAUCGUCAAAACCUAUUUUAUCCGAUAGUUUUAUUAAUAGAAUAAAUAAAUAUUUAUCUUUCAACUAGCUCUUGCCGUGCGGCUUCACCCGCAUGAAAUUGU